AUGGCUCGACCCCUUAUUUGUAAAACAACUGAGGCUAAAAUAGUUGCUGCACGUGAAAAGCGAGCCCGCUAUUAUGCUAAUCACAGAGAUAGCAUUCUUAAGAGACGCCAGGAGCUUCAUAGCUCCAAAAGCAAGCAAGCACGGGCAGAGGCAAAACAAUCAAAGGAACUCAGCAAAGCUAUUGCAAAAGCCUUGCGUUCCAGCGACACUGACUCUGAGUCUGACAAUGAAUCCGACAACUCAUCAGAUGAGGACGAAAAUAAGCUAAACGACCUUCCGGAAUGUCUACUUGUCAUUAAAAACAUCAAGGACAACAUGUUGAAAACGAUCGGCGAUGACCCUUGUGUAUUUGCACAGGGCAUCUUACAGGCCUAUGUCCAGAGCAUGAUGGUGGAUGAUUGCUCCACCAAGGGUGAUAUCUCCAUCAUCGAAUCUGCAAUGGUCAAGGUUCAAAAAUCACUCGACGAUACAAUUGCCGCACAAGAUCAGAUACUCAACUUUUGUGGUAUCUCACCUGAGUGGCAUGCUGCUGACUCGCUUUCAUUAGUAAGCAGCUCACGUCAUCAGGAAAAUGAUACUCCACGAGAGAAUCGUGACGAGCACCAGUACAAACACGCUAGCUUUGAGCAGAGCUUGAGUGGUCGCCUUUCAGUGUCUACUGCAUAUUACAUGGUGUCUGAUCCAUCCAAACAACCCCAGGAAGCAGGCACAGUAGACGACACUUUGAUCGAGGAGUUUGAUUUUUCAGAUAUCCAAGCUGACCACUACUUCAGUGACAAUUCUGAGGAACCGAUCACAUGGAAAUGGACAGCAGCGGACGAUCCUCUCCGCGUAUGGUACUCUGAUGCCAAACUAUUUCUUGAAGAGUUCAUUCGCCUUGAGGGCCAUGGAAGCCACACUCAAGAUAGCUGCUUCUGUGGCAGCAAUGAACCAUCCCUGUACAGAUGCAAGGAUUGUCAUGGCAUUGAACUAGUGUGCCGCCACAACCCAACUCCACCAUUGAAUGAUGAUUUUGUCAUUGUCGACGUCAAUGGUGUUCAUGCCAUCGCACUUGAUUUCUGUGGUUGCCAAACUGCUCAACUCCAUGUUACUCAACUACUCCAAGUGCGCUUAUUCCCUGCAACAACCAUCAAACCUAAGACCGCCACAACAUUCCGUGUCCUUGAAUACUUUCAGAUUCUGUCGUUCAAAUCAAAAGUGUCUGCCCUCGAGUUCUAUCAGACGGUGGCGCGAUUGACUGACAACACAGAAUGGCACUUUUUGAAGCAGAUCAAACGGUCCGGCCAGGGCCAUCAACCUGGAACCAUUGCUGCUAUGGAACCUGGUGCCUGUGCAGUUAUAUGCCCAGCUUGCCCCCAUCCAGGAAAGAACUUACCGGAUGGAUGGGAAAAUGCUCCGCCUGAGUCAAGGUUCUUGUAUGCGCUCUUCCUUGCGAUUGACGCAAAUUUUCGACUUGCUCGGUGGAAUUUUUCCUCAGAUGCUGUUGAUCCUGGACUCAACCAUGGCUACGCAUUUUUUGUCGAGGAAACAGCGUACAAAUCUUUUUUAAAUUCACGCAGAGGAAUAUCUCAAGAGCGCCCAAACUCCGUUGGUGACUUACAAAAAGGCGAAAGGUAUAUUAAUAUGGAUUACAUGUUCUUUUCGAGCAUGCAGUCAGCGUCAAUGCUCCAGGUGAUCAACAUAUCCUACAACAUCGCAUGUCAAUGGAGCAAGAACCUCCGGACUUGCAUGUCCGCUUUCCCUCAGCAGCAUCACCUGGCUCACAACACGAAAACCAUAACAUUUCUAGUACCAAAGUUCCAUCUUCCUGCUCACAUCUUGAGUUGUCAGACUACCUAUUCAUUCAAUUUCAUCAAGGGGGUCGGGAGAACCAAUGGCAAGGCCCCAGAAUGUGGAUGGGCCGACAUCAAUCCUAUUGCAACUAGCACUCGUGAGAUGGGUCCGGGUUCAAGGUGCGACACCCUCAAUGACCAUUUCAAUGACUGGAACUGGAAGAAAGUGUGCUUGAUGGGUAAAACUCUUGCCUGUAAGCUCAAGGCUGCCUUACCGGAGGUUCUUGAGCGCAGGCGUGACUUAAACGACUUUGAGGCUGCACUCGAUUCCAGCCAGUUAGCUUGCUGGAAGGAGGACGUCGUGGCUUGGGAAGCUGAACGUUCCAAACCAAAUCCUUUCGAACUAAAGGUCACCAGGCUAGAUCUUGAAGACCAGCAGCGAUGUCUUGCAUUUGAGGCCGGGAAGAUCGGACAACAUGCCACCAAUGCUCAACAAGUGACGUUGAUCCAAUGCAUCAAUUCCCUUCAUCAACGCAUUGACACAUGGUCAUGUGUACAACUAUUGUACAUGCCAUUGUCCCAUUUGUAUAAGUACAAAGACACUUUUAUUCGCGGUCAAUGUGCAAACACUCAUGCAACUGGAAUAAUCAACAAUGUGGACAACCGGAUUGAUGCCCUCACUGCCAAAUACAACGCAGCGCGGAAUGUGCUUGUCAACCUAGCACCAAGGUUGCACAAGGACGACAACUGGCUACUCACUUUCAAGCCACUCGAUCGCGCAAAAGAUGCUGUCCUGCUGAGACAAGACAAUGGCACAACAGUUGGUCAACAAACAGUGUCCUGGAUCUGGAAGACACGUGGAGUGUCAGAUAACAUGGAGUUUGGCUUACAGGACUGGCCAGAGCUUGAGCACAUUGAUGGGAAGAAGAGGUGCAGCUACUGCAUGAAGAAAUGA
Messenger RNA from Suillus fuscotomentosus, 2727 nucleotides. RefSeq lists its product as uncharacterized. The record is from RefSeq and is a predicted model, not a curated record. The transcript is spliced from 15 exons. NCBI's taxonomy places the organism in Eukaryota, Fungi, Basidiomycota, Agaricomycetes, Boletales, Suillaceae. The coding region runs from base 1 to 2727 and encodes 908 amino acids.